AUGUUUAGAGGAUAUUUUUGCUAUGCAUGUUUACUUCUUCACCUGGUCCUCAGUCCGAUUGAUGCCCGUCCCUCCUCCGGCGGUGGCGGCCGUACACAACAGCCGGCGGCCAGGCAGAAGGGCCGCCGUUCGCCGCCCCUCCGCGCCGCCCCCUCGCCCCACGUUCGUUCAACGACAACGUGCAGCUGCCCGCCUGCUUGCCUAGCAGCCCGCCAGCCGGCAUCGCAGUCGUCUGUUGUAGUUUCAGUUCGCGCGAGGGUCGCUAAGGGUGAGAGUGUAGUGUGCGUACUGUCGUGUGUUUAUUUUGGAGGAAAAGACGAAAGGGAAAUAGAGGAAAAGCACUGUUCGUUUGGUAGAGAGAAAAAGGGAAGUAUGUUGUUCGAAAACCCCCCGGUAGCGGCGAAGAUAUUCGCGGGUUAUGGAGUACCACCCCCAGGUGUAGUGCCGCAGGCUUUGGUCGGCGCGACGAUGGGUGACGGUAAUGGUCUUUUAGAUGCCCACCACCACGAUGUUCAAUUGGUGACCGUCAACGGUUCCAAUUCUGGCUCCAGCGGUAGAAGCACACCCAACGGACAAAAUGGCGGGGCGGGAGACCCAUCUUCGGGCAAACUGUUCGUAGGAGGACUUAGUUGGCAAACGUCGAUAGAAAAACUGAAAGAGUACUUUGGCAUGUUUGGUAAUGUCACUGAUGUACUUAUCAUGAAAGAUCCAGUGACACAG
Molecule: messenger RNA, 720 nt
Organism: Sitophilus oryzae (rice weevil)
Lineage: Eukaryota; Metazoa; Arthropoda; Insecta; Coleoptera; Curculionidae
Exons: 2
Biological process (GO): regulation of gene expression
Cellular component (GO): nucleoplasm
Molecular function (GO): RNA binding
Source: RefSeq, a predicted model, not a curated record